Carlito syrichta (Philippine tarsier) is the source of this 1164-nucleotide messenger RNA. RefSeq names its product protein interacting with cyclin A1 (gene PROCA1). Lineage: Eukaryota; Metazoa; Chordata; Mammalia; Primates; Tarsiidae. Gene Ontology annotation, molecular function: A2-type glycerophospholipase activity. The transcript has 5 exons. Bases 1 to 1122 code for a protein of 373 amino acids. Gene Ontology annotation, biological process: phospholipid metabolic process; arachidonate secretion. The record is from RefSeq and is a predicted model, not a curated record.
AUGUGGGUCAGGACGACACUAACGAUCGAGAGGUGGACGGAGGAAGAGACCGCGCGCGAGGCCGACGUCUGGGACGAGAGCGGCGGCAGCGAUAUAAACAGGUUGCCCAGCUGGAACAGAGGACAUCCACCGACUGGUGUGGCGUCCAGCACUGAUGCGUCUACCUUCUCCUCUGAAGGUGACUACAAGGAGACUGACAGAUGCUGCUGGAAACACAAGCAGUGCAUGGGGCAUCUCAUCUACCCCUUCACCUCUGACUAUGGCCACCCCAGCCUGCACCUACACUCUCUCAACCACUGCGACUGUAAUUCUAGGGUGAAGGACUGCUCAGAGAAGACAAACAGCAGCAGCUCCCAAGAUGCAGGGCCAGCCUGCUCCCAAGAUGUGGGCCCGACCUGCUUCAACAUCAUUCCAUCCCCUUGCUUUGAGCUCAUCCCGGAGGAGGAGUGUGUGGAGCAGUUCUGGUACGGCUGGUGCAAAAGCUACAAUCCUGUUUCCCUGGCAGUGAUCCACCAUCCCCUCCACCACAAGUGUGGGGCAGAUGACAUCAAUGAAGAGGAAGAGGAGGAAGAAAGCAAGCCUCCCAUCCCGACCCAGGUGGGACCCACCACCACACCCCCUGACACAGGCACCAGCACUGUCACUGGCACCCCUGACUCAGCAGCACCCAUCACCAUUUGGCGCUCUGAGAGCCCCACAGGGAAGAACCAGAGCAGCAAGGUGAUCAAGAAGGUAAAGAAGAAAAAGGAGAAGGACAGAGAGGAGGAGACAGAUGAGAAGGCAAAGCUGAAGAAAAAAGCCAAGAAGGGCAAGCUGACGAAAAAGAAAAGCCCAGUUAAAUCAGAGUCUUCACCUCCAGACCUGAGCAGAUCAUUAAGCCCAAGAGAGCUGGCCAGGAUGUCUGAGUCCAGCCCAGAAAGCCGGGAAGAACUGGAGAGUGAGGACAGUUACAAUGACCGGGGGCAGGAGGAACCCUCCAGUGAGGACAUUGUGGAGUCGUUAUCGCCCAGGAAGAGAGAGAAAAACACGGUCCAGGCCAAGAAGACUGGGGCAAGGCCCUCACAAGCCAGGAAGGUAAACAAGAGGAAAUCGCCCCCAGGAUCAAACCCCAAUCUCAGUUGAGGCCAGGGCUAUCAGGGUGAGAAAUAAAUGAAUCAGGCCUGU